AUGGGAAAGAAGAAGAAAAAUGAUCAGGAAGCCAAAGUAAUUGUGGCAGAAUUCAACGUCUCAAUGCACUGUAAUGCAUGCGAAAGAACCGUUGCUAAAACUCUUUCCAAACUCAAAGGCGUGGAGAAGUUUACGACAGACAUGAACAAACACAAGGUUGUUGUGACGGGGAAGAUGGACCCACAAAAGGUUUUGAAGAAACUGAGGAAGAAGACAGGCAAGAAAGUAGAGAUUGUGGUUGACAAGGAAGAAAAACCAAACGAUGCGUCUGAUGAAGGCAAUUUGUCAAAACCUUUUUUUGACUGCUGCAAAGAGACUGAUAUUCUAAUGAUGUUUAGUGAUGAGAACCCUAAUGCUUGUUGCAUGAUGUAACCAAAGAUCAAAAUUCAUCAUGCGUUCGUCCGUCCGUUUCUCACAGAAAUAACACAAAAUUUAUAAA
Prunus avium (sweet cherry) is the source of this 439-nucleotide messenger RNA. Its product is annotated as Heavy metal transport/detoxification superfamily protein. The record is from RefSeq and is a predicted model, not a curated record. Gene Ontology annotation, molecular function: metal ion binding. NCBI's taxonomy places the organism in Eukaryota, Viridiplantae, Streptophyta, Magnoliopsida, Rosales, Rosaceae.